GCUUAGAUGCUGCGCUACGUCAUCAUCAAUCGACAAACAGAGUGAUUCAACUUCAGCGUGCGCUUGCAUUCAGGAGAAAUAUAAAUAUAUUAUACGUAUUAAAAAGAACAGGAGGCAUAAAUACAGAAGUAUUUUUUUUAGAUCAUGAGCUUUCGAUAUUGUUUAUUUUUACUGAGACCAAGAAUACAGCGAUCAUGUGCAGAGCGACGUCUGUCUUUGCUUAACACAUCAUCAUGUAAAGCUGGAGGUAAACACAUGCAGGAAAAGAAAAUGACUCCAAGGAACUUAUUUCCCCCGGAUCAGUUUGUACUACAGUCUGCUGUUUCACAGAACGGAGGCAGGUUUGUUUUUUACAGGACCUUUGCAACUUCUGUGUGUAGGACUGAAGCCAUUGGACAGGUGCAGUCAACCCACUAUCAUCUGGUGUACACCUGCAAAGUGUGCUCCACUCGCUCAAUGAAGAAAAUAUCUAAGCUGGCCUAUCACAAGGGUGUUGUCAUAGUAACGUGUCCAGGAUGUAACAACCAUCACGUCAUUGCUGAUAAUCUGAACUGGUUCUCUGACCUAGAGGGCAAAAGGAACAUAGAGGAAAUCCUGGCAGCUAAAGGCGAAUCUGUGAAAAGAGUUCUGGGGAACGAAGCCCUAGAAAUUGUUGCUGAGGAAUCAAUAAAAGAAGCCACAAGCAACAGUUCAGAUGAAGAGAAACCACAACAUCUGAGUGAUGGAUCAGACAAAACAUGACCUGAAACCUUUGGACAAUACUUUUUAAAGCUACCAGUUUAGAGUAUUCAAGCGUGGUAAAAGCUGAUCAUUGUAUUAUAUGGUUAUAUAUUUCAUAAUAAAACUGAAUAAACAAAAGCUUAACAUUU
This is a messenger RNA of Misgurnus anguillicaudatus (oriental weatherfish), 869 nucleotides long. It is a transcript of the gene dnlz, whose product is annotated as DNL-type zinc finger. Gene Ontology annotation, biological process: protein folding; protein import into mitochondrial matrix; protein stabilization. The record is from RefSeq and is a predicted model, not a curated record. NCBI's taxonomy places the organism in Eukaryota, Metazoa, Chordata, Actinopteri, Cypriniformes, Cobitidae. Gene Ontology annotation, molecular function: zinc ion binding; protein-folding chaperone binding. Gene Ontology annotation, cellular component: mitochondrion.